GGGGUGACAGUACAGAGAACACUGUAUUGUGCACGUAUAAAGCCGUAUUUGUGUCACACUUGAGGCGUAUCAUUCGAGACGUGCUGGUGAACCAUGACUCCGCUAGCCACUUUCUUGAUCGCCUGCUUGUUGUUAUGCGCCGUUCAUGGCAAACGAGGCAAGAAGAAGGAGCCAAGAUGUAAGAAAGGCAGUGUAGCUCAGGUCCUCGCAGCAUUGCAGGAGGAGACGUAUUACCUCACGCGUACAACGAAUAAUCUGCGAGAGCCCUGUUUCUUCCUGUCUGCUCAGGGGUUAAACGAAGGGUGCGUGCCCGGGACGCCAGUAACGUACGGAUACAGGAAAGGCAAAAAAUGGCGAUGGUUUAACAGAACAGUAGUGGUCGCAGAGCAGAAAGACGAGAAAGACCUGAAAGAGCGGAGAUUUCCUUCUGAUCUUGAUGGGCUACUGAGAAGAAAGAAAUUAUUAAUUCAGGGCAAAGACUGUUUCGUCCUUCAAUUAAUAGUCGAUAUUGAGCUGUGGGUCACGAAGCCUUCCGUUGACAAUUCAACAUGCUGUAUAUCGACGUUCGAUAGAAUGCGUAAAGAUGGACCAUACCAGACGCCACAGAACUUUGGUGACUGCUGAAGGCGCCUCAGUUGUGAAACCUCAACGCCAAGGCGUUUGAAUAAAUACUUGG
Messenger RNA from Ornithodoros turicata, 676 nucleotides. RefSeq lists its product as uncharacterized. The transcript is spliced from 5 exons. The coding region runs from base 94 to 624 and encodes 176 amino acids. NCBI's taxonomy places the organism in Eukaryota, Metazoa, Arthropoda, Arachnida, Ixodida, Argasidae. The record is from RefSeq and is a predicted model, not a curated record.